UCUAAAUGGGCCGCGACCUUGCCGGUCCGGUUUUCAAAACCUCGCCUAUCCAAUCCGUUCACCGACCUGCGAGAAGCUCAAGGAAGAGGAACGAUGUACCUCAUCUCUCCCUUCUCCUCGCCUUCUUCCGUGCUCGCUUCAUCAACUUCCAGAAGUUUUCCAGGCGCUAGUGCGGUUCCUGUCAGGACUUCCAUAUUAGCGUCCGAGCAAGAACAAAGGUUAGGGUUUGAACACGAUUUUGUUUCUCGCAGUACCUGGGCAGGCGAUCGAAGGGAUAGAAGCCGGAGGAGGGAUCUUCUUUUGGUUUCGUUGAUUUCCUACAGCUCUAUGCUGGCGCUUUCUUCUGCCUCCGGGAAGGUGAAGGGUAGCAACCCUUACAAUGAGAAGCGACUGCUCGAACAGAACAAGAAGAUACAAACGGCCAACAAUGCUCCUGAUGAUUUCCCCAAUUUCGUUAGAGAAGCCUUUCAAGUUAAAGUAGUGACUUCAGAUAACUAUGUGAGGACCGACUCCGGACUCAUCUAUCUGGAUAUACUGGUUGGUAAAGGUGAUUGCCCAAAGGAGGGUCAGCAGGUCACAUUUCACUAUGUUGGUUAUAAUGAAUCAGGCCGUCGUAUUGACAGCACUUACCUGCAAGACCGACCUGCUAAAAUUCGACUAGGGAAUAAAUCAUUGGUCCCAGGAUUUGAGGAAGGAAUAAGGGACAUGAGACCAGGAGGGAAAAGAAGAAUCAUUAUUCCUCCAGAACUAGGGCCUCCAGUAGGACCUUCGACAUUCUUCAGCGCAAAGCAAUUUGAAGUUUUUGAUAUAGAACUUCUCGAUGUGAACGAUUGCCAGAGAAGAACAAUUGGAUUUUACUCUGAUGUCGUCUGUAAUUGAGAAAUUUAUUACACUCCUGUUCAAAAUAAAUUCCAGCCAUCCUCAUAAUGUCAAUAGGAUGGUGCAAACUCACUCCCUUCGUAGACUGUGGUAACUUCUACCUUUAGCACUUUAACAGUUCA
Messenger RNA from Zingiber officinale, 1001 nucleotides. RefSeq names its product peptidyl-prolyl cis-trans isomerase FKBP20-2, chloroplastic-like. Bases 94 to 879 code for a protein of 261 amino acids. The transcript is spliced from 6 exons. The record is from RefSeq and is a predicted model, not a curated record. Lineage: Eukaryota; Viridiplantae; Streptophyta; Magnoliopsida; Zingiberales; Zingiberaceae. Gene Ontology annotation, molecular function: peptidyl-prolyl cis-trans isomerase activity.